Messenger RNA from Daphnia pulex (common water flea), 2141 nucleotides. RefSeq names its product glutamate receptor ionotropic, kainate 2-like. The transcript is spliced from 10 exons. Gene Ontology annotation, cellular component: membrane. Lineage: Eukaryota; Metazoa; Arthropoda; Branchiopoda; Diplostraca; Daphniidae. The record is from RefSeq and is a predicted model, not a curated record. Bases 531 to 1976 code for a protein of 481 amino acids. Gene Ontology annotation, molecular function: ligand-gated monoatomic ion channel activity.
AGGCUCCCAAACGAGAGAUAGAGAGCAGAGCGAUAGAGAGCCAGCAGAAGUUCUUGUGUGGUUUACGGGGUGGUUUAUUAUUUAGUAAAUUAUCAAUGAGGGAUGUUAAAUUCGAUUAGAUAUAACCUGAGACAGAUGAAGGAGUCAUGUAGGUCACUCUCUAUUAGAUACCAAAUUCCUAGUGCCUUCCUUGCUGGAAUACACUAGGAAUAGAAACUAAAAUUUUGCUGUCGAUCCCUUUAUUUUUGAAACAGUAGUUUCUGUUCAACGGACUGCCGAUUGCUGGUCAAAAUAUCUACUUCGGUGAACGAUGUAUACAUGUAUUGUAGCUAAUAAAAUAAUCAGAAAGAUGACCUUUCAAUCGAAUCGCGUGUGGAAAAUGACAAGAUUUUCCUCUCAAAAUGUAGUUUUGUUAUAUAAUUUUCAAUAAUUGAGAUCUUAGCAAUUUCAGGUUUCUAUAUUACGAUUUAGUUGGAAGAGAAAUUCCGAGAAACACCCGAAAAGGUGGUUGACAUGAGCAGGAAACAAGGAUGAUGUCACUUUUUGUUAUUAUGGUGAUCUGGCUGAUGGCAAUCAAUUCUUUUCGGAUGACUGUCGAGUCUUCGUCAAUUUAUGGCGACAAGAACGUUGGCCAAUUGAACCGCGCUCAUUUGAAAUUCGCAGUUAGUCAUUUGCCGCCAUUUGACAUUCUUACCUUAAAACCUGACGGAAAUUACACCAAUAGCGGCAUCAGUCCAAUUCUUUUCAACUGGUUAACCGAAAAGCUCAAUUUCACGAUUUCUUUUUAUUAUAUUCCCGACGAAAUGACUAAAGCUAAAUAUGGUACCAAGAGUGAUUUGGCAAUUGUUCUCGAUCUCUUUACUGAUCACGUAGUUGACGGGUCAACUAUGGGAGUGAUCAGAACACCGGAGAGGAAAAAAGUGGCGGAUUUCGCAUACUUUAUGUGGACGGAGCCUUUUACUAUGGUGGUACCUGUGCCGGGAGAAGAACCGCGUCUCUUUGCCUUCAUUAAACCAUUUCAAAAUUCGGUAUGGCUCCUCAUUUUAAUUGCCAUGAUCGUCCUGGUGGUCUUGUUGAGUCUGUUCUCCGGUGCUUAUUUGAAAUACUUCACAAGGAGCGACAGCGAUAAUCCUAGCGCAGAUGAUAUGACGAUGUUGGGGCGUGUCAGCUCUUACUCAAUCUACGUCAUCAACAUUCUCACAAAUCAAGGAAAUAUGGUGCCCGGCGGACGCUUCUCGUUCCGGAUCCUUGUCGGGGUGUGGCUUUUGAUCGCUACGGUUUUAGUCAAUAGCUAUUCUGGCACCGUCAUUUCCUACCUGACCGUCCCCAAAAUGAAGCCGCCCAUCAACACUUUCGAAGACCUGGCCAUUAGUGAGGACGUUGAACUGAUUUUACUGGCAGAUAACGUCAUCACAAUGCAAAUUAUGGGUGCCCAUUCAGGUACAUUGAAAAUUUUGGCCGACAAGAUGCGGCGCAAUCCAGACAACAUUUUAAGGAACAUCCAGAAAAUCAGUGAAAGUUUGACAACUAGCCGUUAUGCUUUCCCAUUUUUAAAAACAUUUUGCAACAGCUUUGUCGCCAGCGUUUACAUCAAGGAAAAGAAGUGCCUGUUCAAAGCCACUGAACCUCUACCCUUUCUGGCUGGAUUCUGGUCUCUGCCUUUUCCAAAGAACAGCAAGUACACGCCGUUCUUUCAUUCUGCUCUGAUGGAACUCUGGGAAACCGGGCUCCCACCGUUCUGGGUUAAAAAUGGCAUGCCAAGAGCCCCGAAAUGUUUCGCUAAAAGGAAAUCGGGAGAGAAUUCAGCCAGACAAGGUGCCAUUCGAUUGGAUGAUCUAUCCGGCGCUUUCUUGAUUUUGGGCAUCGGAUUUGGCCUGGCAACUUUGGCUUUUCUCCUGGAGAAAAUGUUCGGUUUCAACGACCGACGGGUGACGUCGACGACUGUUGUUUACGUUUAUCGAAACGCAACUUUGUAGUGUUGCUGGUCUUUUAUCACCCGCCGUUCUAUCAAUUAAUGUAUGGCCGUCUAUAUAGAGAAUGAUUAUUUGUUCAAUACUUCUCUCUGAAGUUUGAUUUGGUGGAAUUACUGUUUAAAUAUAAUUUGAUUUGAUGUGAUCGCAAAUAAAACGUACGUACGCCCA